Messenger RNA from Malaya genurostris, 3913 nucleotides. RefSeq names its product yemanuclein (gene yem). The transcript is spliced from 4 exons. The coding region runs from base 321 to 3488 and encodes 1055 amino acids. NCBI's taxonomy places the organism in Eukaryota, Metazoa, Arthropoda, Insecta, Diptera, Culicidae. The record is from RefSeq and is a predicted model, not a curated record. Gene Ontology annotation, cellular component: nucleus.
GAAAGGAGAGGCUCCGCAUACGUCAAAACGAGUGUGUAUAAAUUUUCAUCCUCCAAAACGUAAAGUUUUCGCAUUUUGCAAGCAUAUAAUUUUUAAUUUGCAAUGUGCAUACAUUUGUCUUAUUUCGAUCUAUUCCUUACGCGUGUGAUAUUUUAGGCAAUGUUUUUAGUUUACAAUCUAACAAAUAUCAAGUGAUUCAAACGCGAAAUGCAUAGUGUUUGCGAAAAGUGAGAGCAAUAUAAAGAAUUUGGAUGGCGAUUAAAUCGUCUACUUUGGACUGCUUUUGAUAAAAAGCAGGCACAAGAUCUAGAGGAACGAACAUGUCGGAAAUGAAACGUGUGACACUAACAACGAUUGGUGAUGCGGUGAAGAAGAGUCCUUUUGGCGGCAGCGGGUUCGACCAAAACACAGAAAAUUUCUUUUCCGGUGCCUUCGCAGGAGAGUCCAGUGCCGGUCCUAAUGCGAAAACCGGUGCCGGAAGCAAGCCGCGGAAAACAAUCCGCCUUGAGCUGGAACUGUUCGAACCAACGACGAAGAGUUUUCCUGAAUUCAACUAUUCGAAGCUUGCACGUGAAGAGCAGAAGCGACAACGCAAGAUAGAGAAGAAAACAACCAACGGUUUUCUGACAGAACCAGACGAUAACGACGAUGUGGCCCGAAUCGCCAAGGAGUUGGAGAAAAAGUACGGAUCCGGUACGGCGUACAGCAGUUCCGGUAAGUUCGCCCGUCCAUCGCAGCUGGAUUACUGCGAUCGGGGAGCCGGUUACGACGAGGAGGAUUCUUUCAUCGAUAACACCGAAGCCUACGACGAGCUGAUCCCUCAGGAAGUCGAAACAGUCGGUGGUGGUUUCUACAUAAACUCGGGGCAGUUGGAAUUCAAAACACUGUCGAACUUUGAGCGACCUGAAGAUGCAAUACGGAUGCCGAAACCGAAAAAGCGAUUGCUGUCGUCAUCCAGCGAUAGUAGCGAACCGGCGGAGGUGGAGGUGGUCCCGAAAACAAAAGCGAAAAAGAAAGACGAGAUCGGAAGCGGAACGAGUGGAGCCGAGAGUGCCGGAAAGAGUGGUAAGGUGGGACGUAAACGGGUUAACGGUCAUGUUCUGAAAAAGGCGAAAGUAAGUGGUCAAAAGCCGGGCCGUAAGUCGACGACCAGCAAGGAGGAAAAGAAAAAGGUGAAUUCAAAAGAAUCUGCAGUUGCCGGACAAGCGUCAGCGGCGAAUGAUUCGAAAGUCAUUAAGACGACGACGGUGAAAGAUAUGCUGCGUGCUAAAAGAGACAGCUUGCGAAAGAUGGAACAGGAUAAGAAAGGUAGAAGCAGUGGAUCGGUUUCAAGUUCCGAAGCAGAGGAAGUCGAUGGAGAUGAUGAUGAUGGUGGUGAUGAUACAGAUGGAAGUGACGGAAGCGAUAGCGAUUCCAGUGGUAGUGGAUCGGACGAUUCCGAUAGUGACACUACAUCGGAGACGGACCAGGGCAUCAAACGGAUCAGCGAAGAAGAAACCAAGAAACGCAAUGAAAUCAAACUUCCGGAUAACCUUCCGGAUCAUCUGGUGCAAGAUUUAACCAGCUUGAAGGAUAUUUCCAAAAACACAAACGGCAAGCUGAAUUUCUUCGAUGCAACGGUUGCUGAUCUGCUACUGCAAAUUGAUGUUAGCUCUCGGAUGUGCGGAGGAAGUGCUCGCAAUGCUAUAUACAAACAUCUCGAAAGUCAUUUGCAGGUCAGCAGACAGACGUUGAUGGUGAAAAUUAAGAAGAUUCGUAUACGAAAAGAAGACAAUAAAGUCAAAAAGGCACUGGGAGUUCUGGAAGACGCCGUAACCGAAAUGAUGCCCAAACUAAUAACUAGCUACGAAACAGAAAAGCAAAAAGUACAUGAUCUGCGGCUUGCACUAUCGGCAUCCUCGGAAAAUGGAGAGAAACCCGAUAUUAAAACCCCGAGGAAAAAGUUUCCAUGGAAUGAUCAUCUACGGAGUUUGCUGUGCGAUGUAGUCACCGUAAGAAAAAAAUCCUUCCAAAUUCUUCGACCAAGAAAAGAAACUGAAGAUGAAUACGUUCAAAGCUACCUGAAAAAACAAGUGGUGCCACUUUGGCCCAGCGGUUGGGUGAAGUUCGAGGAUCUACUGAAAGAGCUGGAUCGACGAAAAAAGGCUGAAACAAAAGCGACCAACAAGGAAGUUAAAAAGAAUGUCCAUCAGUCCGCUUCGACGUUACCGGUUCCCACGGCAACAGUGAUUGUCAAUGGCCCCAGCACUAGCAAAGUGGAUUCAGUAUUAUCACUCACUGCCAAACAUAGCAAGUCCGACGAGAAAAAAAUUGUACGACCCCCACAAUCAUCGCCGGUGGCAAGUACCAGUAUGUCUCAACCGUCACCCAGUACUUCACCGGCUGGGCUGAAGAAAACUUCUGAUCAUAGCAUAAUAAACAUCAUUAGUUCUCCACCUAGCAAAAGUUCCUUGCAUUCCAGUCAUUUGUUGCCCCAUCAACAGCAACAGCAGCAGCAACAACCACCACGACCUCAAUCACAGCCACCGCGACCACCAUCUAAUUUCGAUGAAGACCUCAUACAGACUCAUGUCAUAAACUUAGAAAUGAGUCACAACGAAGUGAAAAACUCAUCACAUAUUUCCUCGGUACCGAUGGAUUUUCUUCCGAAGGAUCUCAGGGUGAACUCACCUGCUUUGUCGUCAGCUUCGUCAGCAUCUUCUUCCCGCAGACAAUCUUCCUAUCAGGAAACACCGCCAAUGGCACACUCAAAUCCAGCCAGCGCACCUGUCACCUCAAAUCGUAGAAGUCGAGACGACGAUAGCGACAGCAGUAUCGAAAUCAUUGGGGAAUACAACGUAGCUGACAAACAUUUUCCCUCGAUGGAGAAGAAAGUCGAUCCUCUAAACUUAGCACUUCCCGUAAUUAAUAAAGAAAAAUAUAAAAAAGGAGGCAACUCAAGCAAAAGCAACAGUCGACACAGUAGUGGUAGUGGAAGUUCGCCCGGAAUGGGUACAUCCGGUAUGAAUAUUAAUAACAACCUGGACAAAACAAAGUACGGUAAACCUUCCACGAUAACUUCCACUGCUGUAGGAGGAUUCGUUCUGCCAACCAUGGCUGGAUUAAUGCAGGAUUUGAAGUCUACCUCCAGUAAUGUACAAACUAAAAUGGGGCCCAUACCGGGGGAGCUGGAUGUCAUUCGGAUCAUGAAGGAAUUACAGGAACUACAGGCCAUUCAAAUGAACUCUAUCAGUAAAACGACUGGGAGCACCAGCAUUCCCAAACCGUCACAUUCGCUGUCCACUUCGACGAAAAAGCCUGAAUCGUCAAACCAUCUGAAUCAGUCAACACCACCGGUUACAGCGCAACACCAACAGCAAUCUCAUCACAGAACUUCCACAGUGAACAUCAACGGAUCCGGCGGUAAGAAAAAUACAAACGGUGGAACACAUGCAAAGGUGUUCAAUCCUGCAGCUGCAGCAGUUCUAAAGAAAGCGACAGGAAAGUAAUAAAAUUUAGAGAACGGAUGAGUUAAAACGCAUAAUAACAUACACAUCUAAGAUGUUUGUUACAUUGUUUGUGUGAGAAAAACAUAGUUCUAAAAGAGUCGAUAACUGUACACAGCUUUGUAAGUGAAUGAAGUAGAAAUAACUAAAAUAACCAAAUUAGGUAUUAGACGGUGUAAAACGAUGAUAGAUGUGUUUAAUAGUUAAAGAGUAAACGAGAAGAUAUUUGUCUCCGAAGCAGCAAAACUUUGGUUGGUUCAUUUGGUUCAAAGCGGCCUUUGUUUAUAUGUUAUAAUUAUGUUUUCUUUUAUUUAAUCGUUUCCUUUUAAUGCUUUUGUUUGUUCAUACAUUUCGAAGUUAUAUAGGUCGCUGAUUAUUUUCAAUUAAAUGAAACAAAAUUUUCAGCUAUCGAUUAAGUUAUAGAUAUU